UCGAUACAUGAAAGAGCAAAACGGUGGAAACGAAUGCGCUGCUAAUUUUUGUGCAUGUUUCUCAGCCCUCUUCCUUAUCAUGGCGCUUCGGCUGUCAAGGUUUCUCCUGAUCUUCCUUCAUAUUGUUGCUCAUAUCUGCCGAUCACCUGUGGCUGCACUCAGUAGCAUCUUUGUCUUAAACCGCUUCCAGCAGUCGGACUUGAGCUUAUCAGACUCCGCAACCAUAACUCAGACGGGGGCCCUUUGCCUGACUAACUGUCAUCAUAGCACAAAUCCAGCCAUCAAAGGCCAUGCGUUCUACCCUUCAAUUCUUCAAUUCAAAAAAUCUCCCGUUGCUAGGACAACCCAAUCGUUCAGUACUCAUUUCGUGUUUGAAAUCGAAUCGGAGUUCCAGGAGCAAGGUGGCCAUGGCUUCGCCUUCGUAGUUUCGCCCUCCACCAACUUCUCCGAUGCCACUGGAGGGCCUUACCUUGGCCUCUUCAACGAGUCGAACAACGGAAAUCCAACCAAUCAUAUAUUUGCUGUUGAAUUCGACACAGUUCAACAAGCACAUUUGGAUGACAUAGAUGGAAACCAUGUGGGCAUCGAUGUCAAUGGUGUGAACUCCAGUGUCUCCGAAUCGGCUGCGUACUAUACAGACUAUGGCAAGAUGGAAGUGGUGGUUCUAGACAGCCUGACGCCCAUUCAGGCAUGGAUAGAAUAUGAUGGACAGAUGAAGCAGCUGAAUGUCACCAUAGCUCCAGUGUCCCACCCACUCAAGCCUACCCGCUCGCUAAUAUCAUAUUCCAUUGACCUGUCUUCUAUUCUGCUCGAACACAUGUAUGUUGGCUUCUCUUCUGGUACACAAAGGCUGGUUAGCAAGCACUAUAUUUUGGGAUGGAGCUUCAAGAUGGACGAACCAGAACUGGACCUUUCAAGCCUUCCCUCUAUUAGUGAUGAAGCUCCUGUGUGGAAGUCUUCUAAGUUGUUCUUGAACAUUUCCGUAGCAUCGGUGGCUCUAUCGUUUCUCAUUAUCACAGCUGGCAUUUUUUUUUUGGCCUAUAGGAAGCGAAAGCUCACAUCCGAAAAGAUAGAAGGAUGGGAGAUAGACUACCCACAUAGGUUCUCGUACAAGGAACUCUACAGGGCAACCAAGGGUUUCAAGGAUGAAUUGGGCAAAGGAGGUUUCGGCAGUGUCUACAAAGGUGUUCUGCCAGGCACCGGAAUAGAGGUUGCGGUCAAGAAAGUAUCACAUGAAUCAAGACAGGGAAUGAGGGAGUUUGUUGCAGAAGUGUCGAGCUUGGGGAGGAUGAGACACAGAAACCUGGUCCAAUUGCAUGGUUGGUGUAGACGAGGAGACGACCUGCUCCUGGUUUAUGAAUUGAUGCCCAAUGGGAGCCUAGACGGUUUCCUUUUUGAUGUGAAAGCGGGAUGCCUCAGUUGGGAACAGAGGUUCAAUAUUCUGAAGGGAAUUGCUUCCGGCCUGCUGUAUCUUCAUGAAGAAUGGGAGCAAGUGGUUGUGCACAGAGAUGUUAAAGCAAGUAACGUGUUGUUGGAUGGUGAUCUAAAUGGCAGGCUGAGUGAUUUUGGGCUUGCCAGACUCUAUGAGCAUGAGACAAAUCCAAAGACAACCCACAUCGUUGGGAGUUUUGGGUACAUGGCGCCGGAGCUCUCCCGCACCUACAAGUCCACGACGAGUUCGGAUGUGUAUUCUUAUGGUGCCUUACUCCUAGAGGUGGCCUGUGGCAGGAGGCCUUUUGAGCCCGGGAGGCCCUCUGAGGAGAUUAUUCUGGUUGAGUUAGUCGACUCUCUGUGGAAGGGUGGACGAAUACUGGACGCUAUGGACAAGAAGCUCGAGAAUUGCUAUGUGGUGGAGGAAGCAGAGCUUGUGCUGAAGCUUGGCGUUCUCUGCUCACAGAAUGCGCCAGAAUCAAGGCCAAGCAUGCGGCAAUUGACUCAGUUUCUUAAUGGCGAUGCCUCCGUACAAGAAUAUCUAAAUUACAAGGAUUCAGUAAUUCAAGACGAUAUAGGCAUGGACCAAAAUCCUUCCUCAGAUAAGGUCAUCAACAACUUCAGACACUCAGGCUGAUCAUAACAUAUGAAGACAACUCCAGCAUGCCUUUGCAGAAGCAUCAGUUAGAAGUCAUCGUUCUGUAAAUCCUAUUGCGAGUUGUUAAGCUAGCAGAAUAUGAUACUUCGCUUGAUUCUUCUUGACUGGUAAUUGGCUACAAGAUCUCUCACGUCUGUCAUUCUUGUGUCCCAGUCCCAGUCACGUUGCUGUUCCCUGUGCCGUUUCUCUUACUCCAAGCCGUACAGGCUUCGCCUACCAAAAUGUUUAUAUGAUUUGUACUACUUAACUAAGUUCGAUCGUUUUCUCGCUUUUUGUUUUACUUCUUUUGGGUCAUGAGGAGUUCAGUAUGAAUAAAUUGUUCAAGGUUUCA
This is a messenger RNA of Nymphaea colorata (pocket water lily), 2420 nucleotides long. Its product is annotated as L-type lectin-domain containing receptor kinase SIT2-like. The transcript has a single exon. NCBI's taxonomy places the organism in Eukaryota, Viridiplantae, Streptophyta, Magnoliopsida, Nymphaeales, Nymphaeaceae. Gene Ontology annotation, biological process: protein phosphorylation. The coding region runs from base 8 to 2068 and encodes 686 amino acids. The record is from RefSeq and is a predicted model, not a curated record. Gene Ontology annotation, molecular function: ATP binding; protein kinase activity; carbohydrate binding. Gene Ontology annotation, cellular component: plasma membrane.